Messenger RNA from Umbelopsis ramanniana AG, 3571 nucleotides. RefSeq lists its product as uncharacterized. Gene Ontology annotation, biological process: mannose metabolic process; oligosaccharide catabolic process. The transcript has 26 exons. Gene Ontology annotation, cellular component: fungal-type vacuole membrane. Bases 294 to 3428 code for a protein of 1044 amino acids. Gene Ontology annotation, molecular function: carbohydrate binding; alpha-mannosidase activity. Lineage: Eukaryota; Fungi; Mucoromycota; Umbelopsidomycetes; Umbelopsidales; Umbelopsidaceae. The record is from RefSeq and is a predicted model, not a curated record.
AGACUUUAUACCUUCAACAGCAUUUUAGUUUGUACACAACUUUGCUUGUGAAAACAAUCUUGCUUGUGAAAAAUAGUAUAGGCGAGCAAUUAAGGUUUCCCGGAUAUCAAACAUCCCACGAACAACCCCGCGUUUGUAGCAUAGCUUACUGGGUGGCAACUCAUGAGAGAUACAAUACAAUAUAUCUGGGGAUAUUUGUACCAAUGAUGUUCAGCCGGUCAUCUAAUAAUGAAGUAGAGUAAAGAAAAAGCGUCACGCUUCUCAACAACGCUUCUCUCCUUACUUCAAUUACCAUGAGCAAUCAGCCUAGUAACACUCCCAAGGUGCCUCGUGGUAUCACACUGUCGAGGAUACAGAAUUUCAUUUUCAAUGGCCAGUUCGAGAGCAUGGGCCUGUCCAGUCAAUUAUGGAAGCACAGGCGGGGAGGCGAUCCCACGGUUACUGUAGCAGUCUAUAGCGUUCCGGAGCUCAAACGUAUCUCCUUCAAGGAUGCUAUCAGCCAUGUAUUCCACCCAACCACACCAGGAAAAGAAAACUUUGGUCCGAGUUGGUCAACACAUUGGUUUCGGAUUCACGUCAUUAUUCCUGAGGAAAUGGAAGGCGAGAGAGUCUUUUUCCAAUGGAAGCUCGGCUGUGAGGGCAUGGUGUGGAGCAAAGAAGGCGUACCUUUGCAGGGACUCAGCGAGCAAGAGCGUUUCGAAUAUCUAAUAUCAGACAAAGCAAAGGCUGGAAUGAAUUAUGAAUUUUAUAUUGAAGCCGCAUGCAAUGGUAUCUCUGGUGUAGGCGGUGGUAACAUGGUACCGGAUCCCAAUAGAUUCUACUCUAUUGCUGUAGCUGAUCUAGUUGUCCGAAACCAGGCUGCCUUUGAUUUGUACUACGAUAUGAUAAUCAUCAAAGGCAUUGCCACCGAUGGCCAUCAAGAAUCUCAAAGAGCUCGAGACGCAUUAUAUGUUGCCAACGAAGUCAUCAAUACUUAUGUUGUAGGCUCGGUUGAUUCGAUGCUGGAGUGCCGUAAACUGACAACGCAAUUCUUGAAGCAAAAGAACGGAACUGGACAGCAUAUGGUCACAGCUGUGGGCAAUUGCCAUAUCGAUACCGCAUGGCUUUGGCCCUACGAUGAAACAAAGCGUAAAGUCGCUCGCUCGUGGUCCAGUCAACUUGCUCUGAUGAAUCGUUACUCUACAUAUAUAUUCACUGCUUCGCAAGCUCAACAAUACGAAUGGCUCAUGGAAUAUUAUCCGGCGCUGUUUGAACAAAUUCGCCAUAAGGUUGCCUUUGGUCAAUGGGAGUUGAUUGGUGGUAGCUGGGUGGAGCAUGACACCAAUAUGCCUUCUGGUGAAGCGCUUGGACGACAAAUGUUACUAGGACAAAGAUUUUAUGAGAAGCACUUUAAAAAGAGAGUGAAUGUCUUUUGGCUACCUGAUUCCUUUGGGUACUCUGGCCAGCUACCCCAAGUACUGAAACAAUCUGGCAUCAAAUACUUCUUCACUCAAAAAUUAUCUUGGAAUAACAUCAACAAGUUCCCGCACACAACUUUCUGGUGGACUGGAAUUGACGGUAGCAGUGUUUUGGCUCACUUGCCGCCUGCAGACACUUAUGUUGGUCAAGUCAAUACCUCAGAGUUGUACAACUGUGUUAGUAACCACAAGGAUAUUGAUCUCAGUAACGAGAGUUUACUGGCAUUUGGACAUGGCGAUGGUGGCGGUGGCCCCACCUACGGCAUGCUGGAGCGACUUAUGCGUCUUUCUGAUGUGAGUGAUCUGCCAAAGUGCAAACCCGGCAGAGUCAAAGACUUUUUUGAACGUAUCGACGCCAACGCCAAACCUCUGAAUGCGUACAAAGGAGAGCUGUACUUUGAACUACACCGAGGAACGUACACCACGCAAGCACUUGUGAAAAAGGGCAAUCGAAAAGGUGAACUGUUGCUUCGUGAUCUCGAGUUCUUGGCUGCUAUUGCCGACCAUAAAAUUCAAGACUAUGUAUACCCUGCCUUGGAAAUUGAAAAUAUGUGGAAACUGGUCUGUCUCAAUCAGUUCCAUGAUUGCCUACCUGGAUCAGCCAUUGAAAUUGCCUAUGAUGAUGUUCACAAGUUCCAUAGACAAGUGGCGGCAAACUCUAUCCUGCUUCGUCACAAGGCACAGACUGCAUUAUUAGGAAAUGACUCUGAAGAAUCCGAUGGAAAAGAACUUGUCAUUUUUAAUACCCUUGCGUGGGAUCGUUCUGGCAUUGUGCAAAUACCUCGCAAAGGUAACGAAGAUCUCAUUGGACAAGCAAAGCCAGACGCAGAAGUUGGAUAUGUUGCAGUCACUUCGUCACGCAGUAUGGGCACCACGGUGAUUAAGCAUUUGACAACUACAGAACACACUGUUCAAGUGCAUUCGCUGUCUUCUGGUCAUACCGUACUGGAAAAUUCAUAUCUUGUAGUCCAAUUUGAUGAUGAAGGCAGAUUAUGCCGAUUGUACGACAAAGAAGAACAUCGGGAGUUGGUCCCUAAAAGUGCAUGCGGAAAUCAAUUCCAGCUCUAUGAGGAUGUGCCUGGCUACUGGGACGCUUGGGAUGUUGAAAUAUAUCAUCUCCAAAAAGGGAAAAACAUUAAUGGCGGAUCUCUCAAGGUCUCUGAAACUGGCCCGUUGGUUGCGUCAGUUACUGUGGAGAAGCGAAUUUCCCAAAACAGCUGGAUCAAACAGAAUAUAUCCUUGUCUGCCAUUAGUCGACGAGUUGAAUUUGAUACGGAAGUUGAAUGGAGGGAAAGUCAUCAAUUUUUGAAAGUGGAGUUCAACUGGGAUAUCGUUAGCGACCACGCUACGUACGAAAUCCAGUAUGGGGCAGUUCAAAGACCCAAUCACUACAAUACGACGUUGGAUUCUGCACGCUUUGAAGUAUGUGGUCACAAGUUCGCGGACUUGUCGGAUGCAGGUUACGGGGUUGCCCUGUUGAAUGACUGCAAAUAUGGCUAUGCCACGCAUGGACAAUCACAAAGACUGUCAUUGCUGCGGUCUCCAAAGGGCCCAGACGCUCACGCUGACAUGGGGCGUCACUACUUCAAAUACGCUGUGUACCCUCAUAAAGGGUACUUUCACGCUUCGGACGUGGUACAACAAGCUUACGAGUUCAAUGUUCAGCUUUUGCCUAGAUUUGUUUCCGCUGGUAGACUGGAAGAUCAGUCGUACUUUACGUUGACUGGUUCUAAAAACGUCAUUCUGGACUGGGUAAAGAAGGCCGAAGACUCGUCGGCUUUAAUCGUUCGACUUUACGAAGCGUAUGGCGGCCGGUCUUCGGUGACAUUGAAGACUGAUAUACCUGUCAAAAAGGUGCAACACUCCAACUUUUUGGAAGAUGAUACCAAGGAAUAUUUGAGUAUCAUAAGAGGUGGCAUUGAUCUCACGCUUAAUGCAUUUGAAGUCGUCACACUCAAACUUGAGCUAUAAGUGUGCCCUAUGGUGCAAUUGAACUGGCUCGCGCCAAUAUUGUCCGUGGGGUGUGGUUACACAUUCUAGUAUCGUUUUUACCAUUUACAUGUACCCUUCAUGAAACGAAAUAAAAUCCAUGAUGCCUUACCUUUCUAUAACUC